This is a messenger RNA of Ascochyta rabiei, 969 nucleotides long. Its product is annotated as 3-phytase. Lineage: Eukaryota; Fungi; Ascomycota; Dothideomycetes; Pleosporales; Didymellaceae. The record is from RefSeq and is a predicted model, not a curated record. The coding region runs from base 1 to 969 and encodes 322 amino acids. Gene Ontology annotation, molecular function: acid phosphatase activity. The transcript has a single exon.
AUGAUUAAUUCCGGUGUGCAUUUCACGGACAGAUAUAAGAAGUUGUUGCGCAAGCACACGCCAUUUGUGCGAUCUAGUGGUCAAGAUCGUGUUGUUGAGUCAGCACAGAAGUGGCUCACAGGUGUUGCGCUGUCGUUAAAGCAGCAGACCAGAGCGAUUGACGUCAUUAUACCGGAAGCCACAGCAUCUAAUAGCACCCUGUCCCACGAUACGUGCCCUGCCUUCGAGACUGGACCAUACAGUGACUUCGGCGCAGCCGUGCAGAAGGUAUGGUCGUCGAGGUUUGUUCCACCUAUUCAGAAACGCAUCAACGAAGCACUCGGCACAAACCUUAGCAUAACAUCCGUUGUCGAUCUUAUGGACAUGUGCCCAUAUGAUACUCUGGCAAGUCCAGAUGCUACGAUCUCUGAAUUUUGUCAACUAUUCACCGAAGACGAGUGGCACGCCUACGAUUACUAUCAAACCUUGGGCAAGUUCUACGGCGAUGGAGCAGGCAACCCACUGGGUGCAACACAAGGUCUUGGCUAUGUCAAUGAGCUCAUCGCGCGGUUGACUGGGAAGCCAGUGGACGACCAUACCAAUACUAAUAGAACCCUUGAUUCGGAUCUUGCAACUUUCCCUCUCAACAACAAGGUCUACGCAGAUUUUAGUCACGACAAUGAUAUGAGCGGUAUCUUCGCAGCUCUUGGUCUUUACAACAACACCAAGCUGUCAAAUACUACCAUGGAGAACAACGAUCAGACUGGAUAUUCUGCAGCUUGGACCGUCCCAUUUGCUGCGAGACUAUACGUCGAGAAACUGCAAUGCAAGCAUGAUAAGGAAGAGUUUGUUCGCGUUAUUGUCAACGACCGCGUGCAUCCUCUGGAAUUUUGCGGUGGUGAUAAGCAUGGCAAGUGUACGCUCAGACGCUUUGUAAAAAGCCAAGGAUUUGCAAGAAGCGGCGGAGACUGGGCCCGAUGUUACACCUGA